AUGCGUCCAUCAGCCUGUGCUGCUAUUGCAGGCUUGGCGAUGACAGCCACCGCCACGUCGCUCGUGGACCUGUGCACUGUCUCGCAUGUCCAGGCUGCCAUUCCUGCCAAUGGAACCUUACUCGGAAUCAACCUGAUUCCUUCUUCAGUAACAGCCAGUCCUGUCUACAACGCAACCGUCGGCGGUGGCAUGGGUUCUACCACCUCGAGCUCCGCAGCUACCUACGACUACUGCAACGUGACCGUCGCCUACACUCAUACUGGCAAAGGAGACGAGGUUGUCGUCAAGUAUGCCUUCCCCAGCCCGUCCGACUUCAAGAGCCGUUUCUAUGUGGCCGGUGGCGGAGGCUUCUCGCUGUCGAGCGACGCCACAGGAGGUCUGAGCUAUGGUGCUGCGGGGGGAGCUACUGAUGCUGGCUACGAUGCCUUCUCUAACAGCUAUGAUGAGGUUGUUUUGUACGGCAACGGGUCCAUCAACUGGGAUGCCACCUAUAUGUUUGGGUACCAGGCCCUUGGAGAGAUGACCAAGAUCGGAAAGCCACUGGCUAGAGGAUUUUACGGCCUCUCGGGUGACACCAAGAUCUACACCUACUAUGAGGGAUGUUCCGACGGCGGCCGUGAGGGCAUGAGCCAGGUCCAGCGAUGGGGCGAGGAGUACGACGGUGCGAUUACCGGUGCCCCGGCCUUCCGGUUUGGUCAGCAGCAGGUUCAUCACGUGUAUCCCUCUGCUGUGGAGAAGACUCACGACUACUACCCACCCCCAUGUGAGCUGGACAAGAUCGUGAAUGCGACAAUUGCUGCCUGUGACCCUCUCGAUGGCCGCACGGAUGGCGUCGUGUCACGGACUGAUCUGUGCAAGCUGAACUUCAACCUGUCCUCCAUCAUCGGCGAGCCAUACUACUGUGCCGAACAGAAUUAUACAUCCCUUGGCUUUGGCUUCAGCAAGCGCGGAUUGAACAAGCGCCAGGCACCGGGGAGCUCCACCAGCUAUCAGCCGGAGCAGAAUGGGACUGUCUCUGCGGAAGGCGUGGCUGUCGCCCAGGCAAUCUACGACGGACUGCACAACUCCAAGGGCCAGCGUGCAUACCUGUCCUGGCAGAUUGCCUCGGAGCUGAGUGAUGCAACCACCGACUACAACUCCGACACGGAUUCCUGGGAGCUCAGUAUUCCCUCUACUGGUGGCGAGUAUGUCACUAAGUUUGUACAGCUGCUGGACAUCGACAACCUUUCCAACCUGGACAACGUUACCUACGACACCCUCGUCGACUGGAUGAACAUCGGGAUGGUACGAUACAUGGACAGCUUGCAAACCACCCUUCCGGAUUUGACAACUUUCCAAUCAUCUGGUGGAAAGCUACUGCAUUACCAUGGUGAAUCGGAUCCCAGCAUUCCCGCUGCCUCGUCAGUGCAUUACUGGCAGUCUGUUCGUUCCGUCAUGUACCCCAAACUCACCCCGGCGGAGAGUCUCAAGCAGAUGGAUGAUUGGUACCAAUUCUAUCUCAUCCCCGGUGCCGCCCACUGCGGUACCAAUGAUCUGCAGCCCGGACCUUGGCCCGAAAGCAACAUGGAGAUCAUGAUCAACUGGGUCGAGAAUGGCGUCAAGCCCAGUCGUCUCAAUGCCACUGUUUCUUCUGGUACGUACGCUGGUGAGACCCAGAUGCUUUGCCAGUGGCCGACUCGUCCCCUCUGGCAUGGAAACAGUUCCAGCUUCGAUUGUGUUCAUGACAAGGAGUCCAUUGAUAGCUGGACCUACUCUUUCCCUGCCUUUAAGGUUCCCGUGUACUAA
Molecule: messenger RNA, 1785 nt
Organism: Aspergillus terreus NIH2624
Lineage: Eukaryota; Fungi; Ascomycota; Eurotiomycetes; Eurotiales; Aspergillaceae
Product: putative tannase
Exons: 1
Coding region: 1-1785 (594 amino acids)
Source: RefSeq, a predicted model, not a curated record